Paramecium sonneborni is the source of this 1503-nucleotide messenger RNA. The record is from the annotation of a GenBank genome assembly. Lineage: Eukaryota; Ciliophora; Oligohymenophorea; Peniculida; Parameciidae.
AUGGAAGAAUUUGAGGUAUUGGAUUUUUAAGAAUUGUAAGUUGAAAAAUAAGGAUUGGAAUAAGCAUCAAAAUUUUUAUAGAAAAAGAUACAAAAUGGAUUUAAAGUCAGUAUUGUAAUAAAAAAGUAACAUAACUUUGCAUUGCCUCCUUUGUAAUAAAAAAAAAAUGAUUUAUUCUCGAAAUAUCAUUAACCAGUUGAUAUAGUAAGAAUUACUUUAAGUUUUAGGUAAGUUAAAGUUCUGAGCCAACAGAAAACAAUGAUAAACAUGCUUCAUCAACAUCUUCUAAUUAAAGUAUUAAAAUGACUAAAAAUUAAAUUGUUUCUCCUACAUAGAAUGAAACUCCUAAUCAACACCUUAAUGAAUAAAUUAGCUAAUAAUCUGAUGAUGAAUAAGUUUCAUUUGAUAAAUUCAAUUCUAACAGUUUUGAAUAAUUGGUUAAGAAUGAUUAGCUUAGUUAAAAAAUAAAAAUUGGUAUGUCAUUUUUUAAAGAUGGAAAAUUUAAACUAGCUUUAGAGAGAAUAAUAGAUGUUUAUAAAGAAGCAAAUGAAAAAUUAAAAUAAUAAAUGGAUAAAUUAUAAAUAUCAGUAAUAAUAUUAGUAUGUGUUUAAUCAUUAUGUUAUGCAUCCUAGAUCUUCAAGGAAUUAGGAUAAAUUAAUGAAGCUUUAAAGUAUUAUAUUUUAAUUUAUAUUAAGAUGUUUAGAUAAAUGUUUAAAUUAAUUUGAAAUAAAUGAUUUUGAUUUACAAUCCAAAAUUUUUAUUGAAAAAGCAAAUCUCUUUUUGUGUAAUAAUCAAUACAUUCAAUCACUUGAUUACUAUAAGAAAGCAUUAAUAAAUUAUGAAUAAGUGAAUUGGAAAAUAGAUAUAGCCAAAAUAUUGGUUAAAAUAUCAUAUGUCUAUGCAUUGCUUCGUAAUAAUUAGAUUAAUAAAAUAGAUGAUAGUGAAGAUGCUAAAAAGAUUUGUUAUGAAGGACUCUCUAUAUUAUAAAGUAGAUUAGAACACCAAGAUCCAAGGAUAUUUGAAACCUAUUACACUUUAGGUUGUAUUUAUUAUCUAGAAAAAGAGUAUGACUUUGCUUUAGAGUAUUUAGAAUAAUCAAAAGAGGGAUUUAUCAAAUUGUAUUAAUAUUAAAACAUUUAAAUUUUAUAUAGAUAUGGAGAAAACCAUUAGUAAAUAUUUAAAGUAAUGAAUCUUCAAGGAGUCAUAUAUCAUUUAUAAGGUAAUAGUAAUAAUGCCAUCGAAAUUUAUGAAUAAAUUGUCGCAUAUCAUGGGUAUUACGACGUAUGAUUAUCUUUAAGCGACACAGAGUCUAUAGGUUUAGCAUUGAUCUUGAAUAACUUAGCUUUAGCUUAUUUAGAUAGAAUGAAGUUCAAAAGUGCCAAUUUGUCAUUUACCAAAGCCAUUUCCAUAUUGAAAUCAUAUUUCAAUGAAAAUCAUCAAUUUUUAUAGCGAGUCGAAAAAAACAAAAUGCUUGUAGCAUCCGCUACUUUAUCUUAUAUGUGA